Molecule: messenger RNA, 1195 nt
Organism: Meira miltonrushii
Lineage: Eukaryota; Fungi; Basidiomycota; Exobasidiomycetes; Exobasidiales; Brachybasidiaceae
Exons: 1
Coding region: 69-1109 (346 amino acids)
Molecular function (GO): proteasome binding
Source: RefSeq, a predicted model, not a curated record
GCCACGAUCUUCCUAUCUCAGUAACCUACAUCCCCUCAUCUACCGCCCUCGAACAGGCUCUCACAAAGAUGGAGUCUUCAGUGGCACAAGAUGAUGAUGAGAUACGCAUCAAGCUAUCUUAUCGAGGUCAAAAUCAUGACAUAAUACUCACUCCAUCCGACACUCUAGCCGACCUGUAUGAUGCAAUAUACGAAAAGACUACAGUUACCCCAUCGCAUCAAAAGAUCAUCGCUUCAGGACAGAUACGGAAGGUGUUCGUCGAUAAGAAACCCGAAGAAGGGGAGCAGCCGACACUAGGACAGCUCGGAUUCAACGAUGGGAAAUCGAAUGGUGUUAUCAAGUUGAUGUUAGUAGGGCCACCGGAAUCAGAAGUUGAAGCAAUACAGAAAGAAGAUGAAAAAGGAGCAAAGAUGAACAAGCCAAGACAAUAUCAUCCCAGCAUGUUACGUGGCGCGAAACCUAGAUCGACAAUGAACGCAUCUUCAUCUUCUGCAAAUCCGUUUCACAAUCUUCGAGUUCAUCAAGUCACACCACCUUCUGCGCCAGAAUAUGAAAUGAUCAUGACAAGGCUGCGGAAGCUGAGCACAGACGAAGCUGUUGUACAUGUUUGUAGAUUGCAUGGCUUUCAAGUUGGUGAACUAACGGAAUUGUUGCCACACGAACAUCCAAACUUGUUGGGCUUGAACGAGAAUAUGGGACAAAGGAUCAGUUUACGACUGAGAACGGAUCUGUAUGAUGGACUACAGCCAUACAGAGAUACCCGACGGGUUCUGUUACACGAGCUUGCACACAAUAAAGUCAACGAUCAUCCGCCUGAAUUCAAGAUUCUCAAUUCGGAACUGAAUGCACAAGUGGAAGCAUAUGAACGGGCUCAACAGCAAGGUACACAUCGAUUGAUCGAAACGGAUGUGUAUGUGCCACCUGAAGAAGGUCAAGAGAUGUCAAAUGGUGCCGCUUCCGGUCCUACUGCUCAUGUUUUGGGUGGAAGUGGUUCAACGAACGAUGGCGGUGACAUGCGUGCAAGACGAGAUAAAGUCUUACAAGCAACGAUGCGAAGGCUUGAAAAGGUAGAAGCAGAAAUUGAGAAAGGAUGUGGCUCGAAUGCUUGAUCAUUGUUAAGCGGAACUUAAUUAUUGUAUACUAUUGAUUGCUGGAUUUAAUUGUAUUCGUAUUUGCUAAUGGUACAUGUUUUUAC